AUGGAUCCCAACCAAAAUACUCCACCCAUUCCAAACACCCAAAACACUCCUAGUGAUUAUCAAGCUUAUAUGCAAUUGUUGAAUUCUCCAAUUCAACAACAACCUUUAUUCACUAACAUUCCCUACAACUCACAGUUCUUACAACAACAACGACCACAACAACAAUUUACCCAACCUCAAUUCAUUCCCCAAUUCCAAGCUUUUCAACAACAAGCUUCUCCACAAUUCCAAACUCAAUCAUCUCAAGUCCCAUUAACUCAAUCCCAAACCGUCAACCUCGACAACAACGAUGAGAUGGUCCAAGAAACACCACAAUCAUCUCGAAGAAGGCAAGCAAGAGGAAAAGGGAAAAAGAAAGCAACGACUUGGACUGGAGAAGAAGAAGCUUUAGCAAAAGCUUGGAUUUUCAUAUCUUGUGAUUCGAGGCGAGGCAACGCGCAAUCUGAAAAAAGUUUUUGGAAUCGUGUUGUGGACCACUUUCACGCGCUUCUUGGAAGAAAAACGGAUCUGUCCUACGACGCGGUCAACGGAAAAUGGCGUGAUCUUUGCGCGAUUUGCACAAAGUUUAAUGGCAUAUUUGAAAAUCUAAAAAAUAUGCAUAAAAGUGGUUCUAACGAUUUCAACGUUUUAUCUACCGCGUGCUACCAAUUCAAACUGACCAACAACGGUAAACCAUUUGGUCACCAAAAAGCAUGGGAAGUGUGCCGUCAAGGUCCAAAACGGGUCCUUAAUCCAGAGACAUCGCAUUCAGACUCGACCACCGGCUCCAACAAAAGAACAAGAACUUCUUAA
Lactuca sativa (garden lettuce) is the source of this 792-nucleotide messenger RNA. The record is from RefSeq and is a predicted model, not a curated record. Lineage: Eukaryota; Viridiplantae; Streptophyta; Magnoliopsida; Asterales; Asteraceae.